This is a messenger RNA of Anthonomus grandis grandis, 4448 nucleotides long. RefSeq names its product Fanconi anemia group D2 protein. Gene Ontology annotation, biological process: double-strand break repair involved in meiotic recombination; mitotic intra-S DNA damage checkpoint signaling; interstrand cross-link repair. Gene Ontology annotation, molecular function: DNA polymerase binding. The transcript has 2 exons. Gene Ontology annotation, cellular component: nucleus; condensed chromosome. NCBI's taxonomy places the organism in Eukaryota, Metazoa, Arthropoda, Insecta, Coleoptera, Curculionidae. The record is from RefSeq and is a predicted model, not a curated record. The coding region runs from base 217 to 4278 and encodes 1353 amino acids.
AUUAACCGGUUUAUUCAACCGGUGAAUUUUAAAAAGUGCUCAUUACCUCCAUAAGAGCCUUUGCCGCCAAAAUUAAGUGUGACAGCUGUCAGAAUCAAACUUGAAAAUGUAAAUAAACAAUCAAAUCCCCACUGGUCAUAACGAAUCAAGAAGGAAGUUAAUCAUUUUUCUAAGGAAAAUAGGCUCACGUUAAAAGCACUAAAUUUAAUUUAAAAUAUGCUCUCCACAUCACUUGCGUCCCAGUCCAUUUUCUCUCCAAGACAAACACAGCACCACUUGCUGCCACACUCUGAAGAAUUUCGUAAAGUUUUGGAAGAAACUGGGAUUACUUUAACUGGAGGAUCCAAUCAAACACAUGUUAUACAUAAGGAACAAGCUUUAAUAGUCAGAGCGCUUACAGAGAGGUUUCAGAUCCAUGACAAUCAAACUGUGUGUACAAAUUUUCUGGCAGGACUGAAAUAUUUAUGUAAAAAAGAAAAACACUUCAGAAAGUUUCUUCUUCCAACAAUUUUUCAGCGGUCUUUGGACAGUUCAAAUGCCAUUUAUCAGGAUAGUCUUUUUGGACUCUUUCUAAAGGUACCCAAACUCCAAGAUGAUAUUAUUGAAUUGCUACUAGAAGGAAUCACAAUAGCUGCCAUGGAUGACACUCAAGAUACUUCAUGGCUUCGCACCUUAUUAAAACCGCUACGAUGCCUGCCCACUGUUAAAAAUGGUAAGAAUCUUACCAAAAAACUUUUGGAUAUUCUUGAAAUCGCUUCUUUCGCUUGCCAGCUUGAGAUUUUGGAGGCUAUUCCUGAAAUUUUACCUGAUAACCAGUGUGAACUAGCAGCCAAACAACUGACAAAGUUGUUGGAUGAGAAUGAACAGCUUUGCGGUCCUAUAAUUGAUUGCCUGACUGCAUUACAUGUAGAAUCUGAUAUAAAGACAGAAAUUCAUGAUAGGAUAAUGGCAAGAAUUAUGGCAGGCGUUUCUUUAAAGGUCUAUCUGAUCCUGAUCAAGUUUCUAAUAAGUGAUUAUAAAUCACAAGCCGUUCCUACAAUGUUACUUAAGAUAAGAAAUUCAUUGGAUAAUAUAGUGGGGAAUAGUUCAAGAGGAAAAGACUCUGAUAAGACACUUAUAUUUCAUUAUCUUCAAACUUCUGCUGUAACACAGAGGGUUGUUGCGGAACAGUGGUUAACUUUAAUAUCUAACAUAAAGGUUUCUGCUGACCAUAAGCCAAUUGAUUUGUUAAUAAUUUUUAUGCUACAUCACACAUCGGAACUUAGGAAGAAAGCGGUAGAAAUGGUGUUCCGUAAAAGAGUGAGUUCAGGACUAUUUAAACUCAGCUUAUUAGAAAAAAUGUUUGACAAAUAUAUGACUCAGCAAUUGCUUAAAGAUUAUGUAACUAAUAUUAUUAAAAUCGGAUGUUCUCUAUUGAGGUUUUCGAAAGAUAGUAUCGUUGCCAAGUUCGCUACUUUCAUGUUUGACUGCCUUUUUAAUCAUCCUUAUACAGGGGCUGUUUACAGAGGAGAAAUUUUGUCUAACCUUAUCUGCCUUAUUGGUUCGAAUGACCAUUGUACAAUCAACACAGUUUUAAAGCUCAUCCUUUUACUGGUUGAAAAAGAACCUCAUAAGGUCCAAACUCAUAUUCCCAUAUUAAUGCAGAUGCUUGAAAAGCUUGAGAGUCUAGAAUUUAAAGAUGUAAAACUAGCAUUUGAUAUUCUUUGUAGUGUGCUUUGUGGUGCAAAUGCUGAAGAUUCAUUGUCAGGUUUUAAAGACCAAAUAUUUAAUACUGUGAGAAAAGAGCUAUCAUGCUCUGACAGAACUAUCAAGCAUAGGGGAAUAAUAAGUGCCAUUGUGAUGGUUAAACAUAUAGCUGCCGGAGAGAGUGAUCAAUCAGAUGAUGUAUCUUUUAUAGAUAAGUCAACCAGUGUAAGAAACCUUCCAAGAGGACCUGCAAGGGAAGCAGUAGAGUUGCUUGAGCUGGUGAGUUGUGCCACAGGAGACACUCCCGAACUACUGUGUUUGUAUUACGACCAGCUCGCGUCGAUUCUCGCAAGUGACCUGGUUUUCAACAAAUAUUUUUUAUAUUGGCUAUAUAAGAAGGUUGAGGAUCACUUUCAGUCAAUUUUUAUUACUAGUUCUGUACCAGAACCUAAUGAAGAUCUCCGUUUUUCAAUUCAGUAUAUGUUAAAUAGGCCAGAAGAAAUAAAUGAUAUUGCUGCAAUUAAUAUUGCCAGCUAUACAAUUAGUAAGGAUAGAAAAAUCCUUCUUUUAGCACCGUAUUUUAGAGUAUUAAGGCUUUUGCAUUUUAGACAACAUGAACAUUUAUCUGAAAUUGAUGCUCUUUUAGGUUGUGGUGUAAUUCUGCCAGAUGUAGAGGAUGUGGAUGAUCUUGAUCCUACACAAAUAAAGUAUGUAGUUGACUGUUUGUUUUAUUGCGCUAAUUGGUUUAGGGAAGUUAUUAGUGCUUUUGUAUCACAAAAAGAUUUAAAAAUACAAGAACGUGUUGUUAAGAGAUUGCAAAAUUUGAUAGAAGUGGAGAAAAAAAUGGUAGAAUAUUUAAAACAUGUGUCUGGGCAUAACCUGCCUUUAAGCUACUUUGAUUCUUUGCAUAAUGUGAGCAAACAGCUAGCUAUAAAGUCCGAUAAACCUGCUAAGCCUCCUAAAAAAAAAUUUAAAUCGGCUGCAGUUGUAAAUGAAACUCAAAAUAAUACAACUGCUACAACCUCUCAAGAUUUAAGCCGAUCAGUUGCUACGAGUUCAAAAAAAGCCGCUCAACACCAAUCACAGCAUAUUCAAUUGAGACAGCUAGACACAGAUCUGAUUCGGUUAAUAAAGUAUCCCUUAAAUAUUAAUGCUAGCCGAGAACAAUCUGGAAAAAUAACAUUGAAUCUAUGCCAAAUCAAGUUUAUUUUAGACGAUUUUGUUAACAAGCUUGCUAUCCUUACUCAAAACAAAGAUGUUGGUCUAUCGCACCUUAAUGAUGUUAAGCCGGAGUAUCUUAUCAGAGAUUGUGCGGUUAUAGUCCGAUAUGUUAAUAAUUUUCUUGAGAUUAUCGUGAAACAAAUUAAUAAACUACUGCAAGAGGAAGAAGAUGCACAAUACCAUGAAGAAGCAACAAAUAUUAAAAUUUGCUUUGGCAGUAUUCUGGAAACAUACCGGCUCAUAUUUCAAUGGUCAGGUUUUCAAGAGCCCGGCAACGUUGAUUUACUAAGAAAUAUAUUAAAGCAUACCGGAGAUUCAGGCAGCACCCAAAACUCAGUUAAUAGGCUUAUAGUAGAAUUUAUUAAUAAGCUUAGUGGUUUUUCAGUUAAUUGUCUUCAUUUAAAUCAUGCAGUCAGCUUGAUAAAGAUAAUGGAAACGCUUUAUUCGCUUACUUUGCCAAAUAAAGAUCUUCAGAAGAAGAUUUGUUGUACAGCAGAAACGUUAUUAAGUAGAAGGUGGUAUGAUUUUAGUGGCAAAUUAGACCAGGGUCAAAUGUGUAACAGAAAUAUUGAUGUCUUAAUAAAAGCAUAUUUUAAAGAUACUAAAAUGAAUUCUAUAUCUAAGUUGGUGUCUAUUAUUCUGGAAGACAUCGCUUCCCUGGAGCCUAAAGAUGGAAAUUUAACCCAGCUUCCAGCCAUAGAUCAUAAAAAUUUUCAUGUUUUUUAUUUGGGGUUAUGUAAUGCUUUAUUAAGUGCUCUCAAAACUGAGAUACAAACCUUAACCAACAAAGAUCAUAUAGUUUUAUGGGAUUCCAUUACUGAUACAGUCACAAGCCUAAAAAUUAUUGCUAAAGAGCUAAAAAAUCGUAGCAAUCUAAGCUGUUUCCUUAAAAAAACUAUAUGCAUAUUAAAAGUGUUCCUUACCCAAGGAAUUCCAAUUAUUGAACUUGUGAUGAAGCGUUAUCCUAGAGAGGUCCAGAAAAUCCUUAAAUCGGUCCAAGCCACGAUGACUUUUCUCCAUAACCUUUGCUGCCAGUCGAAAAUAACUCGUGAUGCUUCAGUGGUCGCUCAUAUUCCGUCAUUUAAACAUACCAUAGAAUCAAUCAUUUAUAGGGUGAAAGCUGCUUUAGUAGCCAACGAUUGCUCGGCAGCGUUUUGGCUGGGUAAUUUAAAAAACAGAGACAUGGAUGGCGAGGAUAUUGCUAGUCAAAGCACUGUAAUCUCUUCAGUUCGUAAUGAGGGUCGAGAAGAAAUUGACAAUGACCAGUUACCUAGUGAUGAUGAUGAUGAUGAUGAACAUAUUAUUGAUGAAGAGGUUUCGGAAAGGGCGGGUGGUGAUAGUGAAUCGAUGGAGAGUGAGGUUUUUGGAUGAAAUAUUUCUUGAAUCGCGGUUCUUCGUUUACUGUUCUGUAAUAUACUAGUAAUUAUUUGUUUUGUACUAUUACGUUUCGGUUUUGUUAGUUCAUAAAUUAGAUUUAUAUAGAAAGAUUUUUUUACUGUUAUAUAUUAUUCAUUAAUAUAUAUUAUAUAUUUACAAAAAAA